GAAAGGCAAAUUAAAGAAACAGACAGUCCACCUUCCACGGCACUAGUACUUUCCUAGAGAGUACAGUAUAAGUAUGGAGGAGCCGAAUUAGGAACAGUUUGGGCAUCACAAAUUAAUAAACUUACAGGUAUAUAUGGCAACAAAUGUAAUGGAGAUAAACCUGCUGGGCACAAGCCAGUCUCCAAGGGCACGAUGCCCAGCUCCAUUUUUAUCGAAGACAUAUGAUUUGCUAGAAGGAGUUGCAGAUGAUGAAGAUGAUGAUGAUGAUGACAAGAGAAAUAUAGUAUCAUGGAAUGCUGAGGGAACUGGAUUUGUAGUAUGGUCUCCGGCUGAGUUUUCAGAGCUCAUGUUGCCUAAAUAUUUCAAGCACAACAACUUCUCUAGCUUCAUUCGCCAACUUAAUACAUAUGGAUUCAAGAAAACAUCAUCCAAAAGAUGGGAAUUCAAGCACGAGAAGUUCCAGAAGGGGUGUAGAAAUUUGCUAGUAGAGAUCACCAGGAAGAAGUGUGAGCCAAGUAUCUUUCCAGCAUACCUAAAGGCUUCUGAAGAGAACACCAUGACUGCCAUGGAGGAAAAUAAUAAUCAUCAGCUACUCCUGGAGGAGAACAAGAACCUAAGGAGAGAGAAGUUGGAAUUGCAGACUCAAAUAGCACAGUUCAAGGCACUAGAAAUUAAGUUGUUGGAUUACCUAACUCAAUGCAUGGGAAACAACCAGAAUAAAGUUAGGAGGCUAUGUUAGGUUAUGAGAAACGCAUGUUUGUAUUGAAGCAUGGAAUUUAUUUUUCACCUUUUCUUCA
Messenger RNA from Quercus robur (English oak), 797 nucleotides. RefSeq names its product heat stress transcription factor B-2a-like. Gene Ontology annotation, molecular function: RNA polymerase II cis-regulatory region sequence-specific DNA binding; DNA-binding transcription factor activity. Gene Ontology annotation, cellular component: nucleus. Lineage: Eukaryota; Viridiplantae; Streptophyta; Magnoliopsida; Fagales; Fagaceae. Gene Ontology annotation, biological process: regulation of transcription by RNA polymerase II. The transcript is spliced from 2 exons. The coding region runs from base 134 to 739 and encodes 201 amino acids. The record is from RefSeq and is a predicted model, not a curated record.